AUGGUGGAGGCGCCCAGCCUGGUCAUCUCGCCGAUAGGAGGCGUGGGCAAGCACGGUGUCCGGCUGGGAGCAGACGCCGGCGGCCUGGAUGGCCUAGUAUUCAGCGGAGCGCCGGAGCCGCAAGCGCCGUCCAUGGCCGGGCCCCGCACCGUCAUCGACCGAGGCAGCGGCGGCAUUAAUCGGGAGUUGGGGAGCGGCUCAGAGGAGGAGCGGCAUCUCCAACAGCCCCUCUCUUGCAUCCGUGCACGAGGGGAUUCCCAAAUAGAGCUGAGCUGGGGCGGCGCAUGCCUGGAGUACCGUGGUUGCCGGAGGCGGGGACGGAGGCUUAGCAGGGGACCGGCGGCGCGGUUCUUCUACGUGAAGGACGUGGGAUCUCCGGCAAGCACAAGGGUGUUGCCUCCCUUCAAGGAUGGGCCCGCAGCCAAGACCUCCGCCAGGAACGCCAACCCGCACACCUCCGACUUCCCAAAGAUCAAGAAGAUGGCCAAGCGGAUCUCCAAGCUAGUGAGCUCCGGGCUGACGGGGAAGGAUCUAACCAUGACUUGGUUUACUCUCACGCUUGCGGCCACGACAUCUACAUGGCAUUGGAAAGGGAAAUGCAAGAAGCUCAACGCAAAGAUUGCAAGCCAAUUGAUCCAAAACCGUCUUGGUUUCAAGCCCGUCAAUGGCGAUACAAAGAUUCCCGAAUCAGCAACUCAUGGACAUGUUGGGUUUGAUCAAGCUAUUGUCAAGGAGCUCAUUGCUAAAAUGAUAAUGGUCCAUGAGUACUCAUUUAGGAUGGUCGAGCAUGAGUGGUUCAACAUUGUUUUGAAGUACUUGAAUCCACUCUAUACAUCCAUGGGAAGAAAGGCAAUCCGAGCCGAGUGCAUGAGGGUCUACAAGAAAGAAAAGGAGAGGCUGAAAGUAGCACUCCAGGAGGUGGAGUACAUUAGUCUCACUACAGAUCUGUGGACUAGCAAUCAGACCAUUGGCUAUAUGUGUGUGGUGGCGCACUAUAUAGAUAGCGAUUGGAAGAUGCAGACCCGUGUGCUUGCUUUCAUGGAGUUGGAUCCACCUCACUCUGGACAUGUGAUUGCGGAUGCUGUUUGGGAUUGUGUGACUGAUUGGAAAAUAGAGAACAAGGUUAUUUCCAUCACACUAGACAAUGCUUCAAACAAUGAUGUUGCUGUCAAAGAUUUGAAGGCAAAGUUCAUUUUCCGGCGUUGCAAACAAUUUGAGGAGGUCUAUUUCCAUGUCCGGUGUUGUGCACACAUCGUCAACUUGGUGGUGCAAGAUGGGACAGCAUGUAUGUCUAGUUUGAUCUUGAAUUUGAGGGAGACAGUGAAGUACUUCAAGAAGUCAACUAGUCGGUUGCACAAAUUUGUUGAUAUUUGUAGAGGUUUAGCUCUCACUAUCGGUUCUCAUUUGACCCUUGAUGUUUGCACAAGGUGGAGUUCAACCUACAAGAUGAUAGCUACUGGCCGUCCAUAUAGAGAGGCAUUGAAAGAUUAUGCCAAGUCAGAUCUGAACUACAAGUGGGAGCCUACAAGUGAUGAAUGGAAGAUGUAUGAGCUUAUUGAGCCAAUGCUCUUUGCGUUCGCUCAAGUAACUACCGCAUUUUCAGCACAAGCGUAUCCCACAGCAAACAUAUUCUACCGCCACAUUGUGAGUAUCAAGAUUGCAUUGAGAAAAGCCAUUGCUCAUCGGAACCCAACUUAUAAGGCUAUGGGAGAAGCUAUGAUGGAGAAGUUCAACAAAUAUUGGGAGGAAAAGAACAAUGUCAUGGUGCUUGCUACAAUCCUUGAUCCAAGGUACAAGAUGUUCUACAUAGAUUGGGCCUUCAAAGAACUCUAUGACGAAGACACGGCAAUUGAUGAGAUAUCUGAUGUGCAUGUGGAGUUAGAGGAGUUGUUUGAUAAGUUUGAUACCGCAAAGAAGAUGGCCGAGAAAUCAACCACACCAUCCUCCAACAUUUGCAUUACUAGUAGCUCAAUGCCCGCAUCGGAUAGUGCCUUCCAAACCCACCGAAGAAACACCACAACAAAAUCAUCAAAGAGUGAACUAAGGAACUACCUAGAAGAUGCGCUUGAGGAUCCAAAUCCCAAAUUCAUCUUGCUUGAUUGGUGGAAAGUGAAUUCACUUAGGUACCCGGUGUUGUCAAAGAUGGCAAGGCGGUUCUUGACUAUCCCGGCUAGUUCCGUGUCAUCGGAAUCAACUUUUAGCACCGGUGGAAGGGUUUUAGAUGACUAUCGUAGUUCUCUAAAGCCGGCUAUGGUGGAGGCAUUGGUUUGUGGUGCAAGCUAUAUUAAGGGUUCCCAUAGUGACUUGAAUGUGAUGGAGAAGGAGGAAGAUGAUGAGGAAAAUGUGGAGACCGUCAAGUUGCCUAAGAGUGCGACAAAUAUCAACUAUUGACUAUCGUGUCAUGCGGAUGUUACUACAAUGGAGUUGGAGAAUGGAGAAGGAUGAUGCUCUUGCUACAAUUUAAACUUUCUCUUAUUUUGGUUGUGUUGGACCUUGAAAACUAAGAGAGUGGAUGUUACUCCAUUUUAUUUGUGUUUGAACUUGGAACCUAAGUUGUAACCGUUGUCAAUGUCGACUAUUAUCUAAGACACUAUUAUCUAUCA
Messenger RNA from Lolium perenne, 2603 nucleotides. The record is from RefSeq and is a predicted model, not a curated record. NCBI's taxonomy places the organism in Eukaryota, Viridiplantae, Streptophyta, Magnoliopsida, Poales, Poaceae.